AUGGUUGGGUUCCGUAAGUACUGGCUCGACGAGAUCGAAUACGUCGUCGCCCGAAUCGACAAGGGCUGGCCGGCGAGUCAGAUUCCCUCAUACUUCAUCGAGCACUUCAACCCCCUGAAUGCUGUUCGCGGGGGCACGCAAUGGACGGAAGAGAACUUUGGUGCCAAUCAGAUCAAGUACAUCAAGGGAAAGUACUGGAACACCCCAGAGUUCUGGCCCCUCCCCGACGUCCCGGCUUGGGAUGAGGCGACGAUGCACCGGGGUCCGCGCCCGCCUGCCGGAGGUGGCCUGGCUCCUUCGGGUCUACCCACAGGUAACGAGGACGAUGAUCUUGAAGAGGACGUUCUGGAGCAAACCCCAAGGCCCCGGCGCUCGGCUACUAACCGGCGGGCUGUCGCGGCUCCUGUCACUCCAAAGAAUGGCACGCCGAACCCGUGGGCGACGCCGAAGACAGGCAGCUCUGGUCUCAGCAUGCAAAACCCCUUCGCCAAGAUGCCAGAUAUGCCAGGUAUCAAGCAAGAGGACCAAGGAGAUGGUCCUGACUUCACGACGCUCCCUCGCUUUCGUCAGGGCCGCAACGAGAGAGCCAGUGUCGAUCAGUCGUCUACACAACGGUUCUACUCUGGAGGGCUUCGUUAUCAAUCCGCGAAUCAUGAUACCCUACCCUACAGCACCUCCUCUUCCAUUGGAUUCACCACUCCGAUUGGGUUCAUUACUAAUUCACCGGGCCCGUCUCUCUUCUCUGGCGCAGCGGGCUUGCAGCAGGCUUCUGCCGGCUAUGGAUCGGGCUUCAGUAAGCUUAUGCCGCGACUGCGAUACGAUCAUCGAGUUAACAAAGAUCUAGAUACUGUCACCCAUCCUAUCAGCGAGUUUAGAGAUCCGAACGAGGGACCUAUGGGACCCAACAUCCGUCGCCGAGGCCGUCAAGGAGUCGGCAACAUGGAUGACGGGGCCGUCUUUGGUUACGUGGACCCGCAGCUGCACAGCCAGACAGCCGCCUAUGAUGUUCACUUCUCAGGAGCGUAUGCAAACGCCGCCACUGCUCAGCCCGAUGACCGAUGGUUCACGCGUCCCUCUAAUGGCCGCCGAGUUUCCGGAACUCUCCACGACGACUUGAACGGCGGAGUGAGCUCACCGGAUGACUUCAUGUCUUCCUUUCUCGACGAUCAAGAUCCGGAGAACGAUUAUCUCGAGGCGAUGGAUGCACGGCCAGAUCACCAUUAA
Phaeoacremonium minimum UCRPA7 is the source of this 1224-nucleotide messenger RNA. RefSeq lists its product as hypothetical. Bases 1 to 1224 code for a protein of 407 amino acids. The transcript has 4 exons. The record is from RefSeq and is a predicted model, not a curated record. NCBI's taxonomy places the organism in Eukaryota, Fungi, Ascomycota, Sordariomycetes, Togniniales, Togniniaceae.